AUGGUCGAGUUGCAUGACAGCCAAUUUGCCUCGGCGGCGGCGGUCCACUACAGCCCGAGAGAUACGCCUGCUUCCCAAAAUUCUGCUUCGGAUGAGAUGAACGGAGGAGAGGUUGUGUCAGAGAUCAAGAUUAGAACACUGGCCCCAGCACCUCCCACGAUCCGUCCAUCAUCUUUUGCCGGACACUCUGAUGCAUCAUCAGAGUACACACAAGUAUUCCAGAAGUACUCGACCCAACAACCCCUUCCUAGUGGUUGCGCGGGAGAUUUAAGGCAGUCCAGUAAGCUUGAAGAGAAGGGGAAGAGGUGCGUGAACGCCGGUAGCAUGGCAACAUGGGAAUCUGACAACGCUCUGAUCGAAUCGCGGAUCGGUGGGAUGGAUGUCUUCGUGUGGAUGCAGGACUUCAGGAGGCAGGCCCAGUUUCCCCUGAGAAAUGCAGCAAGUGUGGAAUAG
Messenger RNA from Clonostachys rhizophaga, 453 nucleotides. Lineage: Eukaryota; Fungi; Ascomycota; Sordariomycetes; Hypocreales; Bionectriaceae. The record is from the annotation of a GenBank genome assembly.